AUGCAACCUCAAAAUCCAAAUACACAACGGCCUGAAAAUCAUCCUUACAUGCCAUAUGGCUAUCAAAAUCCUACUAUGAUGCCACCAACUUAUGGAAUGCAAUACCCGUAUAAUCAUCCUUAUAUGCCAUAUGGCUAUCAACCAGUUCCUGGAAACAGCUCUCUUCCAUCUCAUGUCAAUUUUCCAAACAUUGAACCGACUAGUGAGCCAAACACACCUCGCUUUAGUAGUGGAUCCACUGAUAUCCCACAAUUUUCUACACAAAUCUCUCUGGGAGAACUUGGUGGGGAUACUCCCCACAGUUUUGAAGCUCCAACCCAACAAUCAGCGAAGAAAGGAAAUUACGCCAGUUGGACUUUUGAAGAGAACAAGUUGUUAUUAACUGGUUAUUUCCACUACAGUACUGACAGUGAAUUGGGUUCAAAUCAAAAGGGUGAUACUUUUUGGGGCAAAAUCUCUGAUUACGUGAAUGAGAACUCCGAUCGUGGGAUACAGAGGAACAUUGUAAAAUGUCAAAGUCAUUUUCGUGACCUCAACAAGAAGAUUAGUAACUUUGUUGGUUGUUAUAGUGCUGCUACUAGGGAGAGACGUAGUGGUUGGUCAGACAAUGACUACAUAUCCAAAGGUCUAGAGUUGGACAAGACUAUGACUACUCACUGCAUUACACUCCAAAAUCAAUAA
Molecule: messenger RNA, 681 nt
Organism: Asparagus officinalis (garden asparagus)
Lineage: Eukaryota; Viridiplantae; Streptophyta; Magnoliopsida; Asparagales; Asparagaceae
Exons: 1
Coding region: 1-681 (226 amino acids)
Source: RefSeq, a predicted model, not a curated record